Physella acuta is the source of this 2853-nucleotide messenger RNA. RefSeq lists its product as uncharacterized. NCBI's taxonomy places the organism in Eukaryota, Metazoa, Mollusca, Gastropoda, Physidae. The record is from RefSeq and is a predicted model, not a curated record.
AUGGAAACUCUGUAUCAGUUGAGGGAUGGUAGUAGAGGAUCACACGAGAAUACGGUGCAUAAGAGAGAAGGGGAUCACUACGUGGGUUCACACAAGAACAACAGUUUGUCAAACACCACGUACAACAUACGAGUUGACAACAAGAAUAGUUCCAACAGCUCAUUGAAAUCUGACAGAAAAAGUCAGCACCACGACCCGACCAAACACGGCACCACCAAGUUUCCAGACAUCGCUCUCAGGCCGGGCCAUGCUGUAGAACAUACAUCAGACUCUCCCGGCAGCAACAGCAGUAACGAUCUUAGAAAAACUGGGAUCAACACGAAACAUCAACCUCCAAGUGAGACAAGAAUUCGGAAAUUAAAAGACAAAGAAAACUACUCAAAACAGACGGGAAUAACCACCAAUAACUUGACGGUAAAAGCGCCUUAUGAUUCGAGUCAUAAACAGACGAUUAACAAACAUGUCGAUUAUUUUCGGAAGAACGAAUUUGAAAAAUCAGACAAUAAAAUAACCGCAAGUAAAGAACGCGCUGGAGACGAUACAAACACAAAUAGAAAUAAACAGUCAAAACUCAAGCAAAAUAUCCCCAAAGUGAAACCAGGUAAUAGCACUUCUCCUGGAGACGAUAACAAGCAGGCAGGUGAGGCAAGAACCACAGGUAAACACGUUACAGAUAAGAAGCGUUUUCACCUGGGUCCACCUACCCGCCUUAAACUCGAGCUUUGUCAGUUUGUCAACCGUGACGUCAUUGGAGGCGAUGAAGUCUGCCAUCUUAGAUUCGGUCCGACAAAAACAACUUACCUAGACUACGUAGCAUCCGGCAGACCACUGAGGUGUAUUGAGAACUAUAUCAGACGUCAUGUUAUGCCGUUUUAUGCCAACACUCACACCGAAGUCAGCUACUACGCGGCACAAACAAACAAACUUCGCGAGGAAGCGAGAGACAUCAUCAAGGAAUCCGUCCACGCCACUGAAGACGACGCCGUCAUCUUUUGUGGGAGUGGAUCAACCUCAGCCAUCCACAAACUUAUCCACGCGAUGGAUCUAAAAAAUAGACAUUAUCACUUAAGUCCCAUUGUAUUUUUGGGACCUUACGAGCACCAUUCGAAUAUUCUUCCGUGGCUAGAGAUGAAAGCUAAAGUGAUCCACAUCAAACAGAAGUCUAACGAAACCAUUGACUUGGAUCACCUGGAACAAGAGUUGCAGGAAACCGAGAACGAGCCAGAGAGAACGUUGAUUGGCUCCUUCUCCGCCGCCUCGAACGUCACCGGCAUAUUGACGGACACCGUGGCCCUGGCCAAUCUCAUGCACCGAUACAAGGGCUUCUGCUUCUUCGACUACGCAUGCGCGGGACCUUAUGUUGAGAUAGACAUGAACUGCUCGGACAAAGGGCCACUGGCUUACAAAGACGGUAUUUUUCUCUCGACCCACAAGUUCCUGGGCGGGCCCCAGACGCCAGGUAUUCUUGUGGCCAAGAAAUGGGUGUUUAAAAAUGAAGUACCGCACGGUGUUGGCGGCGGCACUGUUGUGUUUGUACGGCGCCAACGCCACAGGUACCAUGCAGAACCAGAGCACCGAGAAGAAGGUGGAACACCAGCCAUCAUAGAGACCAUUCGGGCAGGCCUGGUCUUUAAGCUGAAGGAAACAUUCACAUCACAGUUUAUUAUGGAGAGAGAGGCUGCAUUGUUUGGGCGCGCUAAAGCGGCAUGGCGUCCCAACCCCAACCUCAUCAUCCUGGGGAACCUGACCGUCGAUCGUCUGCCCAUCUUCCCCAUGCUGUUUUACAACAGACAAACCGGCCGUCUGCUUCACCACGAUUUCGUCGCCAUGUUGUUGAACGAUCUUUUCGGGCUACAGGUCCGCAGCGGUUGCGCAUGCGCGGCUUUAUAUGGGCUGGAGCUGAUGGGUAUGUCUGAGGAGACAGCUAAGCGCUACGAGGCACUGAUCACAGAGUUUAAGAUGGACAAAAGAUCCCUUGAGGAUUUCACAUCACACGGUUGCUGUGGCAACGGGGCUCAUGUUGAUAACGUUAUAUUCAAACCAGGGUUUGUAAGACUCAACCUUCCAUUUAUUCUUAUAUUAAGACCAGGGUUUGUAAGACUCAACCUUCCAUUUAUUCUUAUAUUAAGACCAGGGUUUGUAAGACUCAACCUUCCAUUUAUUCUUAUAUUAAGACCAGGGUUUGUAAGACUCAACCUUCCAUUUAUUCUUAUAUUAAGACCAGGGUUUGUAAGACUCAACCUUCCAUUUAUUCUUAUAUUAAGACCAGGAUUAAGACCAGGGUUUGUAAGACUCAACCUUCCAUUUAUCGUUACUGACUCAUGCGUGGACUUCGUGAUCAAAGCCAUCCAGAUGACAGCAGACGAUGGCUGGCGUCUGCUUCCCAUGUAUGAUUUUGACAGACAAAGUGGUAGAUGGUGGUACAGACAUAACAAGGACUUUGAACCACCAAAUACCUUGCAAGACGUGGAAUUUUCCAGAGGGUUUUGCGACAUCCGAUCUCCGCGGGAUUCGAUCCCUAGCACUCCUCUCUCGGUUGAUAACAGCGACCGCCUGAGCUUACAAUACGAUUUCCUGCCAGGCACAGACUAUGACGAAAUUCUAGACCGAGCCAAGUUUCUGUUUGAAAGAGCAAGUCAGCCAGGUGUGUUUGACUUACCUGACCAGACACCUGAGUUUACAGGUGAGGCUGAGGAACUCAGGUGGUUCAUGUUGCCGAGUGAGGCUGCUGACGUCAUCAAUCAGAGAGAGGUUGUUCGACUUGACCUUGAUGAUCUACCUUUCGUCCCACCUGCCCUGGCUGAGAAGUUCGAAGGUCACGACAGGGCUGAUAAAAAACAAGUAUAUGUUUGA